AUGCAUCUUUUCGGUCCUCGGAACCGUCUUUUCGCAUGCGUUGAAGUUCGUACCAUAAUCAGCCGGGAAUGGUGCGAGCGCCUGGUGGGCGGCGGGAAAGCCUUUUGUCGCGGGAGUUCCCUCCGUCGUAGCAUUGGUACACCCACUCAGAUUGCUGCCUUUUCCAAGUGCGAAUACUAUUCGUUCCAGAUCAUAUAUUCAUACGGAGUACGGGACAGUAUCGUCACACCCACCCGUGCCUUCCACUCCUUGGCUCUCGCCCUGGGCCCUUCCUUCCCCGACCCCUUCGGUCCUUCCCUUGGCCCUGGGACACGGAAUCUUUUUCACAUAAUCUUGAAUAAUCAAUUCUUUCGAAUCAUUUUCGAUUCCUCACCUCUCCUCCUCCAGUUCCUCCAGUCCCUCCAGUUCCUCCUCCUCCUUCAUCCUCUCAAUCCUGUUGCCUGCCUUGUGUGGACUCAAGUCCUCAGGGACUCAAGGGCACGACACCUAGCGAACAAAACAUUGGGACCCCAGCGAAGCGCCAUCAUCAUCGUUCCAACACCAUUUGCCUUACAAAGCCACGCCCCCUUUUCCCGUCUUCUCGAGUCGUUUCUUGUUCUCACCUCCUUCGGCUCGGACUUUCUCUUUCUGCUUCGUUCCCAGCCCAAUGGCGCGGCAUUGAUUCCGUCAUCGGUUCUUCUUCCCCAUCCCAACAUGCCACCGCGGCGGCCACCAGGUGAUGGGGGGCUCGGUUCCCCGAAAUGUCUACUCACCCUCGCCGUUCUCCUCUUCACCUACCUCCCGCUCGCCGAAGCUCAGCAGCAGCAACGACGCGCCGACGCCCAACCCCUAGCCCAAGUUCAACCUGACGACCUCGCCCGUCACAUCCUCCCCGCCGCCGACAGACAAUGGCUCCACCCGUCCGAUGCCUCCAAGGGCGAUGACCAUACGGGCCACCCCAUAAUUCUGUCGGGAGAAGAGCGGGCUGUCAUCGAAAAGAAGACUACGGAACGCAGUCAGGACAGAAACAGAGACGGAGAUAGAAUCAUAAACAGAAACGACAAGAGAAACCACAACAUCCAUCUCGAAAUCCCAAACCGCCACGAUAUCAACUAUAUCAAAAACAACAAUACCCCUAACCAAAACGAUGCGCGCGCCGUCGCAACUUUGGCUCCGGCUCAGUCCGUACGAGCACCUCCCUCCAGUCAUCGUCUCAUCACCCGCCCCGAUACCGGGUCCGGGUCUGGGAUCUCUACGCAGCCUGGUGCGCGGAGUCUGGGGGAAUGGGAAGUGGAAGACUUCGUCCUUUUGGCGACCGUCGACGGGGACCUCUACGCCAGCGACCGCCAGACCGGCACCGUCCGCUGGCAUCUCGAGGUUGACCAGCCCAUGGUAGAGACCGUCCACCACCGCCUCAACACCUCCGAGCUCGACGACGACCACCACCCCGUCGACCAUUACGUCUGGGCCGUCGAGCCUACCCGUGACGGUAGCCUCUACAUCUGGAUGCCCGGCGCCCCCGACCCGGCCAUCCUCCCCACCGGCCUGACCAUGAAGAGCCUCGUCGAGGAGCUCUCCCCGCUCGCCAACGACAACCCCCCCGUCAUCUACACCGGCACCAAGAAGACCACCAUGAUCACCAUCGACGCCUCGACCGGUCGCGUCCUCAAGUGGUUCGGAUCGAGCGGCUCCCACGUGAACGAGGAGGAGAGCUGCCUUCGUCCCAGCGGUAUCUACGACUUCGACCGCGAGGAGUGCAGCUCCACCGGCACCAUCACCCUCGGCCGGACCGAGUACGAAGUCGCCAUCAGCCGAAAGGACGGUCGCGCCAUUGCCAACCUCCGCUACGCCGAGUGGACCCCCAACAACUUCGACCGCGACCUCAUGUCCACCUACCGCCGGACCCUCGACAACCGCUACCACAGUAGCCGCCACGACGGUGGCGUCUACGCCUUUGACCUCGACGCCUCCGACGAGCGUCUCAUCUUCGCCGACAAAUUCGACUCGCCCGUCGCCCGCGUCUUUGACGUCUGCCGGCCCUGGGGCGUCACCCCCGACCAGAACCCGGAUCUCCUCGUCCUCCCGCAGCCCAUCCCGCCGCCGCAGAAUGACGACGUUGCUCGCCUCCGAAGCAGCCAUGUCUUCCUGAACCAGACCGGCGCAGGCAGCUGGUACGCAUUGUCCGGCUUGUCGUACCCGCUCAUCGUGGACGCCCCUCCCGCCCUCACCUCGCUGCGACAGUGGUUGGAGCUCGACCGGCCUUGGGGCCUGCUGACCCAGAACCAAAAGUCCGCCGCUAUGAUCGGCCGUCACAGCUUUGACUCGGUCCGGGAAAAGGGGCCCCAGUAUUAUCCACCGACCCUUCCCGGGGGUUCCGUCUCGCAGCCUGUUGACGAUCACGAGAACGAUUCGACCCUGCCCACCCUCGUUCCCGACGACUUGGACGGCCCGACCAUCGUCGCCAAGGUCAGGUCGAUUCCCCAACAAGCCGCCAACAGCUUCGUGGACCUUUUCAAGAACCCCGUCCUGAUCAGCAUUCUCGUCCUCUCGUUUUUCUUUUACCACAAGGACCUGAUCCGAUGGUCCAAGGCCAAAUCGCGGAAGUUCCUACUGCAACGGGAGCAGUGGUCCAAGCCUGGUGACCUGGUUUCUGCCGAUCUCGCACUCGGAAGCUCUGUUCACGCUGAGGUACCUGCACUCGACCCACGUACCGACGACACGCCGGAAGAGAAGGCCCAGCAGCAACAAGUACAGCAACAACAACAACAACAACAACAGCAGCAGCAGCAGCAGCAGCAGCUGGUCGAGCCAUCCGCUGUCGACGAGCACACGACAGCUGUCCCGGAGCGUACCGAAAAUAGCGGCUUGUCUGAGAAGAGCAAUUCCGGCCAGGCCCCGUCUCCGUCCUCCACGCCGCCACCGCCACCCGACUUGGCUGCUUCGCCCGCUAAGCCGGCGGCCAAGAUCGAUGCCGAAAACUCCGCCGCCGGGCCCCCUGAGAAGAAGAAAGGCAAAGCCCACCGCGGCAGACGUGGCGGGGUCAAGCAUCGAAAGAAUGGUCCCAAGAAGAGGGACAUCUCGACAUCCCGUGACGAUGAACCUGCGGCCACCACCGUGGAGGAUGCCGUCAAAAACGCCAAGAGACUCGGCAACUCGCCCAAGCUGGAACCGGACGUGGUCACGAUCACGAACGAUAUGCAAUCGGUUACCGGUCCUGUGUUCAAGCUCGGCAGCAUCGAAGUGGACAUGGAGCAUCAGCUGGGCACGGGCAGCAACGGCACCCUUGUCUUUGCCGGUCGGUUUGAUGGCAGAGAGGUGGCCGUCAAGCGGAUGCUCAUCCAGUUCUAUGACAUUGCCUCGCAAGAAACUCGUCUGCUUCGGGAGAGCGACGAUCACCCAAAUGUCAUUCGAUACUACGCACAAGAGGCCAGAGAUGGUUUCCUGUACAUCGCACUUGAGCGGUGUGCUGCCUCCUUGGCUGACGUUGUCGAGAGGCCCUCUCGGUUCCCCCAACUGGCCCAGGCGGGCAGGGCCGACCUGCCCGCGGUGCUCUACCAGAUCGCCAAUGGAAUCAACCACCUGCACAGCCUCCGUAUUGUGCAUCGCGACCUGAAGCCUCAGAAUAUUCUGGUCAAUAUGGACAAAGGCGGUCGUGCUCGCCUCCUCGUGUCAGACUUUGGUCUGUGCAAAAAGCUUGAAGGAGGCCAGUCAUCCUUUGGCGCCACGACGGGGCGGGCGGCUGGCACGACGGGCUGGCGAGCACCCGAGCUGCUCCUGGACGACGACAAAGAUCCGCUCACGGAUGCUAGCAUCAACAGCGGGUCGGGCACGCCUCUGGUCAACUCGGACCUGUUGCCGAACCGGCGUGCCACGCGGUCCAUCGACAUCUUCAGUCUGGGUCUCGUUUUCUUCUACGUCCUGAGCAACGGCCAGCACCCCUUCGACUGCGGCGACCGGUACAUGCGCGAGGUCAACAUUCGCAAGGGCAACCACAACCUCAGCCCGUUAUCGGUCCUGGGAGACUAUGCGUCCGAGGCCAAGGACCUGAUCCGCACUAUGCUAGACAGCAACCCCAAGGCGCGUCCCACGACGCACGACGUCAUGUCGCACCCGUUCUUCUGGUCGGCCAAGAAACGGCUGGCCUUCCUCUGCGACGUGUCGGACCACUUUGAGAAGGAACCGCGCGAUCCGCCCAGCGAGCCGCUGCUCAAGCUGGAGGAAUAUGCCCCGAUUGCGACUAAGGGUGACUUUCUGCGCCACCUGCCCCGCGAGUUUGUCGACUCGUUGGGCAAGCAGCGCAAGUACACCGGCACGCGGCUUCUCGACCUCCUCCGCGCGCUCCGCAACAAGAGGAAUCACUACGAGGACAUGUCCGACUCGCUGAAGCGGACCGUGGGGCCGUUGCCCGAGGGGUACCUUUCCUUUUGGACCGUACGGUUUCCGGAGUUGCUGCUGGCCUGCUGGAAUGUUGUGUGGGAGCUUCGAUUCCGUUCAAAGUUUUACCAGAGCCCCCUCUCUAUUUGGAGGGAAACAAAGAGGCCAAGGAUAUAUCUGGAUUCGACGCUUCCCGGCUUUGUUAUACAGGGCAUCAGCCCGGACGAUACAUUGAACAACGCGCUUCAGUCACGCUGGCACAGCUUUCGAGACCACCGUUCGACUCAAUUCUCAUGA
Sodiomyces alkalinus F11 is the source of this 4650-nucleotide messenger RNA. RefSeq lists its product as hypothetical. The record is from RefSeq and is a predicted model, not a curated record. NCBI's taxonomy places the organism in Eukaryota, Fungi, Ascomycota, Sordariomycetes, Glomerellales, Plectosphaerellaceae. The coding region runs from base 1 to 4650 and encodes 1549 amino acids. Gene Ontology annotation, cellular component: IRE1-TRAF2-ASK1 complex. Gene Ontology annotation, biological process: protein phosphorylation; intrinsic apoptotic signaling pathway in response to endoplasmic reticulum stress; mRNA processing. Gene Ontology annotation, molecular function: RNA endonuclease activity; ATP binding; protein serine/threonine kinase activity. The transcript has 8 exons.